AUGUCUCACCUUCCCGUCGAGCCCGAGUUCCUCCAGGCCUACAGCGAGCUUGUCAGCACGCUCGAGGACAGCUCUCUCUUCUCCCAGCACCCCGAGUUCCGCACCGCCCUCGAGGUGGUCUCCAUCCCUGAGCGUGUCAUCCAGUUCCGCGUCGUCUGGGAGGAUGACAAGGGCAACACCCGUGUCAACCGCGGCUACCGUGUGCAGUUCAACUCGGCCCUCGGCCCCUACAAGGGCGGUCUUCGCUUCCACCCCACCGUCAACCUGUCCGUCCUCAAGUUCCUCGGCUUUGAGCAGAUCUUCAAGAACGCCCUCACCGGCCUGAACAUUGGCGGUGGCAAGGGUGGUGCCGACAUCAACCCCAAGGACAUGAGCGAUGCUGAGAUCCGUCGCUUCUGCGUUGCCUUCAUGCGCCAGCUGAGCAAGCACAUCGGUGCCGACACCGAUGUGCCCGCCGGUGACAUCGGUGUCGGUGGCCGCGAGAUUGGCCACCUCUUCGGUACCUACCGCCAGGAGCGUAACAAGUUUGAGGGUGUUCUCACCGGCAAGGGCAACUCCUGGGGCGGCUCCCUCAUCCGCCCCGAGGCCACCGGCUACGGUCUCGUCUACUACGUCGACCACAUGCUGCAGUACGCCGGCAAGGGUGGAUUCGCCGGCAAGCGCGUCGCCAUCUCCGGCUCCGGCAACGUCGCCCAGUACGCCGCUCUCAAGUGCAUUGAGCUCGGCGCCACCGUUGUCUCCCUGUCCGACUCCCAGGGCUGUCUCGUCGCCGAGGGCGACGCCGCCUUCACCCCCGAGCAGAUUGAGGCCAUCGCCGCCCUCAAGCUCGAGCGCAAGCCCCUGACCGCCUUUGACCACAAGGGCGCCUUCAUGUACAUCAAGGGCGCUCGCCCCUGGACCCACGUCGGCAAGGUCGAUGUCGCCCUCCCCAGCGCGACCCAGAACGAGGUCUCCAAGGAGGAGGCCGAGGCGCUCAUCGCCAACGGCGUGCUCGCCAUUGCUGAGGGCUCCAACAUGGGCUGCACCCAGGAGGCCAUUGACGUUUUCGAGGAGACGCGCAAGACCAAGGGUGACGCCGCCGUCUGGUACGGACCCGGCAAGGCCGCCAACUGCGGUGGUGUGGCCGUGUCCGGCCUCGAGAUGGCGCAGAACAGCCAGCGUCUGUCCUGGACGCGCGAGGAGGUCGACGAGAAGCUCAAGGACAUCAUGAAGAACGCCUUCCUCAACGGUGUCAACACGGCCAAGGAGUACGUCAAGACGGCCGACGGCGAGCUGCCCAGCCUGGUCGCCGGCAGCAACAUUGCCGGCUUUGUCAAGGUCGCGCGCGCCAUGCAGGACCAGGGCGACUGGUGGAACUAA
This is a messenger RNA of Verticillium nonalfalfae, 1359 nucleotides long. RefSeq lists its product as uncharacterized. The transcript has a single exon. NCBI's taxonomy places the organism in Eukaryota, Fungi, Ascomycota, Sordariomycetes, Glomerellales, Plectosphaerellaceae. Gene Ontology annotation, molecular function: L-glutamate dehydrogenase (NADP+) activity. Gene Ontology annotation, cellular component: cytosol. Bases 1 to 1359 code for a protein of 452 amino acids. The record is from RefSeq and is a predicted model, not a curated record.